AGAAUCACAUUGUUUGAUUCUUUUUGGGGUUUCAUGAUUUCUGCAACAGAUAAGGAUGCUGAAAUCAAUGCUGCACACUUCCUCCUCCCUCACUGAAAUCCAUAAUAUAUGUUUUCAACUGACCUUGAUGUUCAUAUUUGUACUAAUGCCCAUCAACUUUGAUUUUUUAUUUAUUGGAAUAAUUAUGUGUAAUGGGGAAGGGUGGGUUAGGGCUGUAAAGGCAUCAGGGUGUUAAUAAGCCUUUGCUCUGUUGUUUAGUUCUUGAAAGGCCCUCUUUUUCUUUCCAAUAUUUCUAAAGCUUGUUUACUUUUGGCUGAUGCCCAAGUUUGAUAAAUCUUAUUGCUUGGUGUUCUGCCUCUUUACAAUUUGCUUCAAGCAUUUAUCAACUCGAGGUUCGGUGAAAAUUUCCUUGACAGAGCUAGUGAACCACUCACAGAAGAUUAGAACUGAAGGGCAGUUGUAAAUAUUUCUUAUGUGCUUCAGUCGGCAACCCCGGUUGAGCUCAUACAGAUGAAGAAGCUCUUCUUUUUCAGAUCUGCGUCUAGCAGUGGAAACAACAAUCCAGCUCCAUCGCCAUCAAAGGGUAAGCAGCCUUACUGGGAGAAUCCAUCAAAUAACGGAGUGAAUGCUCAAGCUACCAACAAAGCUGAGAAUAGUUUCAGAAGUCCCAGAGGCUUAUCCAAAAAUAGAAAACAAGUAUUUGAAAACCAGACCUCUGGUAACACCCCAUGUCUUAGAAGGAGCCUUUCAUUCUCCUCAGCAGUGUUACAUGAAGGUCUGCUAGGACAAGGUAAUUUGACUUGCUUUGAUCACAAUGGGUCUCCUUGUGGUGGCAACGAUAUUUCACACAAGCAGUCAGAUCAACGUUCAUCUCGUUGGCGUUCCCUUACUCCUGAGAGACAAUCUAGGCCAAAAUGCUAUGAGAAGGUUCUUGUCCAAAAUGGAUGUGUGGCAGAGAAGCCUGGUUCUUCUACAUCUUCUAGAGGUCACUGUGACUCCUCGGAGAGCUCUUCAUAUUGCUCUAGUAAUUUCUCAAAUCAAGUUGUGGACCGUUAUAUUGAUGGAGAACAAGAACAAGAAAGGCGUGAAGUGAAGAAUGUUCCUUCCCAGAGAGAUCACACUGGAAAUGGAAAUCGUGUAGGGAAGCGUCCCCCACGAGUUCAGUAUACAGCUCCUGCUUCACCAACUGAUAGCAUGAAAAACAAAUCCAACUUUCAUUCGUUUAGGGAAACUAAGGGAAAUCGAUUUCACCUUUCGUCUAGAGAUUGGGUUGAGAAUGGAUUUGGGCAUGAAUCACCUCGGAGACUUGCAAAGCAUGUCAUUGAGAGACUCUCUCAGUCCCGUGCUUUACCAAAAAUAAGUUCAAAGGAAUCUGAUCCUGACAUACCAAUCACGAUUGAAGAUAUCUAUACUGGAUCCAUGAAUAGAUGCUGUAGUUUAAGGGCAGAUGGGGUUUCACAUAACAGUUGUCCACUAGAUGGGCCUAAUGAAACCACCAGUGGGUAUCACCAUGAAGAACUCUCAGAUUUUGAGGAACACAACCAUUUAGCUCAUGAUAAUUAUGAAGUUGUGAACUCUAUUGAGGCUGAAGGGGUUCUAGAUGAGGAACUACUUAGAAAAUCCAAGGAAGCUGAGGAGCGGGUCUUGUUACUUUCAGAAGAGCUGGAGCAAGAGGACUUUCUUCAGGGCAUUGGUUUCAGUAUGCCAGCAUUGAUUCAAACCAUUAGAAACUUAUCUGGGGAGAGAUUAAGCAUGGCACUUGAGAUUUCAGCUGCUCAUAGGGCUCAGCUUGCUGAGAGGGCUUCUGCCAGAGAAGAACUCAGACUGGUCAGGGAAGAGUUAGAUUCACGUACCCGAAGACUAGAGAAGGAAAAGAAUGAGUUGCAGUCAGCAUUAGAGAAGGAGUUGGACAGAAGAUCAAGUGAUUGGUCCUUCAAGCUUGAGAAAUACCAGGCAGAAGAGCAUAGGCUUCGUGAGCGAGUAAGGGAGCUUGCAGAACAGAAUGUCUCACUCCAAAGGGAUGUGUCUUCUUUAAGUGAGAGGGAAAUAGAGAGCAGGAGCAGAGUCACCGGUACAGAGGUGCAACUCAAGGAACUAACAAUGAGAGUGGAGGAAGUAAGCAAUGAGAAUCAACAUCUUCGACAAAAUCUUUCCGAGUUACAGGAUAAGUGUAGAGCAGCAGAAGAAGAUAGAGAUUACAUCAAAAGAAAUUAUGAAGAGAAGGAAAAAGAAAGCAAGGAUUUGCAUAUAUCUAUUACAAGGUUACUAAGAACAUGCAAUGAACAAGAGAAGACAAUUGAAGGGUUUCGAAAAGGACUCAUAGAGGAAGUUGAAAAAAAGGCUUCUCUAGAGAACUUUGAUAAGCAGUUGAAGAAGCUUCAAAUGGAGCAAAUAAGGUUGACGGGAGUGGAGCAGGCUUUGAGGAAGGAAGUGGAAUCUUAUAGGCUUGAGGUUGAUUCUCUUCGGCAUGAGAAUAUAAUGUUAUUACACCGUCUAAAAGUCAGUGGACAGGAAGGUGGCUUUUCAACUUUCAAGCUAGAUCAAGAACUGUUGAACCAUGUUUACUGCAUGCAAAAUCAGGGGCUAUUGUUGCUUAAUGAAAGCAGCCAACUUUGUACAAAGUUACUGGAAUUCAUCAAAGUGAAAGUAGGCCAAACAGUAGAAACUAAGCAAGCUACUGAAUCUAUAAGGAAUGGUUUAGAUGAACAAUUUGUAAUUGAAUCUGAGAUGAAAAUCCAGGGCUUCAAGAGGGGAACUGAAAGACUAACGAGGAGUUUACAGACAAUUUCUGCUGUGCUAAAUGAGAAAUCCAACCCAGUUCUUGUGAAAUGUCAUUCAUGCUGCUCGGGGGAUAAAUCAGGGAAAUCUUUUGAUCAGAGCUCAGAGGACAUGGUAAGAUCAGAGCUUAAAGCAGAAACUUUACUAACAAGUGUGUUACGAGAAAAGUUGUACUCCAAAGAGGUAGAGGUGGAGCAAUUGCAAGCUGAGCUGGCAGCUUCUGUUAGAGGCAAUGAUGUUCUCAGGUGUGAAGUCCAAAAUGCAUUGGAUAACCUCUCCUGCAUGAACCAUCAAAUGAAAGAUCUUGAACUCCAGAUGUUAAAGAAGGAUGAGAACAUUAAUCGGCUUCAAAAUGAUCUCCAUGAAUGUUCAAAGGAACUAACUAUUCUGAAAGGAAUACUGCCAAAAGUUUCUGAGGAGCGAGACUUGAUGUGGGAGGAGAUAAAAAAGUACAGCGAGACCAACAUGCUGUUGAACUCUGAGGUUAACCAAUUGAAGAAGAAGAUAGAGGAGCUCGACGAAGAUGUACUCCUGAAAGAAGGUCAGAUCUCUAUCCUGAAGGACUCACUAAGCAAACCUUUUGAUCUUCUUGCCAUCCCAGAAGCCAUGCCAGAAUUCCGGCUGCAAUAAUGAUUUAUGAAAACCUGGUUUUUGACAAAAUGGUGAAGACUGUUUAUACUUGUAAACAUUUUGGAUUGCCCCUAGUUUGUUUCUUUCUUCUGUGUGAUAGUUUGAUGAUUAUGGAGUGUGACAAGUACAGUAAUUCUUUUGUAAUAGGCCUCAAAGUUUUCUUGGUUUGCUGUGUGAGAAUGAAAAUAGUUUUGUCAAAUGUUGUGAUAGGGAAAGACUAUGAGCUUUUUUGGUAUUGUUGUGCUUUGAAAGUAUAACUGUUCUCUUUAUUUUCUUUAAGGUUUAAAAAAGU
Molecule: messenger RNA, 3700 nt
Organism: Diospyros lotus (date-plum)
Lineage: Eukaryota; Viridiplantae; Streptophyta; Magnoliopsida; Ericales; Ebenaceae
Exons: 5
Coding region: 511-3408 (965 amino acids)
Source: RefSeq, a predicted model, not a curated record